Molecule: messenger RNA, 525 nt
Organism: Cylicocyclus nassatus
Lineage: Eukaryota; Metazoa; Nematoda; Chromadorea; Rhabditida; Strongylidae
Source: the annotation of a GenBank genome assembly
AUGAUCCACUCAGCAACUUCUCUGCCAAACAAGCCUGCCAGUUUCGAAAUGAGGUCCUUUAUUCUGGCGAUUCUCUUGGCGGCACUAUGUCAUGGAGACGAUUCAUUGUUCAUCGACGAACUCGAAGACUUAGUUCCCAGCAUGCAAGAUAAGAAUGAACUUGAGGAGCUCGAAGAAGACGAGACCAUGAUUCGCUCCGACAAAAAGAAGAAACUUGAUGAGAUUCUGGCCAGACAACCGGAGGACAUCAAGAAAGCCUACGCGAAGCAAGUGGAACGUGAAAAGCUCAAACAUCAAGAGAAGCUCGAGGAGAAAAUGGCAAAAGCCACAAAUCCGGCAGUGAGGGAGUACCUGCAGCAGAUCGAGGCGAUCAACAACGACAUGAGUAUUUCUGAGCAAAAAGCGAAAGAAGAGAUAAAAGAGCUGAAACUGAAGCUGAGCGAUGAGGGAAAGGAAAAAGACAUGAAGCCGCGCAAAGAAGAUGCGUAAAGACCAUCGAACUAGGAUUUGUUGCUUAUGUGAUGC